UGCAAUCGGUUUGAUACUAAUAUUUCUGGCGGCGGCUCUCAUAUGGCAUUGCUGUCAGUUCGCACUCCAACGAGAAAAGAGUAGUUAUAGUCUGGAGAGCGACAGUGAGAAGAAUAGCGUGACAUCACCGCGCGGAUCAAAUAACCACUUUUACAUCAAUAAUCCAAUCGACUCGACACUAAUGAGCGAUGAGAAGUGUGUCCCUCGCGACACAUCCGACCAAAACCUUAAGAGAUCGCUAUCGGCGCCCAUUCAUAGGGAUAACUGUGCGCUAAAGAGUAAUACUCAAACGUCAGUCACUAAAUCAGCUCACGAGAGGCCAUCUCAUGGACGGCAGUUGAACGCAUCGGCGGUCGAUAUUGAAGACACCAUUGAAGACACCAUUGAUGACAACGCGGACUCUGUCUCCAUAGGCGUCGAAUUGGAUAACAAAAAUGAGAUCAACUCUCAAAGAAGUCAUAUGUAUGCGACAAAUCAUCAUCAUUUAAGCGGUGAUAUGAGUGCAUUAAAGUCAAAGAGUCUGCCGUGGAGUCAGUCCAACAAACGUAGAACUGUUACCAUCGAUGACGAAAACGACGAAUUGGCGGCU
Molecule: messenger RNA, 589 nt
Organism: Medioppia subpectinata
Lineage: Eukaryota; Metazoa; Arthropoda; Arachnida; Sarcoptiformes; Oppiidae
Source: the annotation of a GenBank genome assembly